AUUUUAAAGCUCUGUGAACAGCGCGCGAUCGACGCUUUUCUCCCAGUUUUCCUUUCUCGGAUAUUCCAUGAUUUUCAAAAGAGUUUUGAUAUCAGGAUUUUGAUGGUAGUAAUAAUCGGGUGGGUUUUGAUGUUGAGAUGUCGGAUAUGUGCUACGGUGUGGUGAGCGAAGGCGAGGAGCCGUCGACGGCAUGCAAGCCGACCUCGAGGGCUGCGAGGAGGAGGAGAAUGGAGAUUAGAAGGGUCAAAUUUGUUAUCGGCGUCACCGAACCGGAGUCGGUGGUUGCGGAGGAUAAAUUCCAUAAACGAACGAAACUAGACGACGGUGAGAACGAAACAAAAGGCGUGAUGAGAAGAAGUCACUCUAGUCCAUCGCUGUCGACACCUGUAUUGAACCCAUCGUUUAAACCCAAAUUCGGCUUUUCGUCUCUGUGCGGAAGGAGGAGAGACAUGGAGGACGCGAUAGCCAUCCAUCCGUCGUUUCACCGCCAAGGUCAGGACUCCGUCACUUCUGAUGAAUUGCACUAUUUUGGGGUCUACGAUGGACACGGUUGCUCUCAUGUGGCGAUGAGGUGCGGAGAGCGGUUACAUGAGCUGGUAAAGGAAGAGCUAGGAGGCGACAGAGAGUGUGAGUGGAGGAGCAUGAUGGAUCGAAGCUUCACGCGCAUGGACAAUGAGGUGAUAAAGUGGAAUGAAAGCGUGGUGGGGGCCAACUGCAGGUGCGAAUUACAGUCCCCUGAGUGCGACGCCGUUGGAUCUACAGCCAUCGUCGCUAUUGUAACGGCUGAUAAGAUCAUCGUUGCCAACUGCGGCGAUUCUAGGGCCGUCCUGUGUCGUAAAGGCAAGGCGGUUCCCCUAUCGUCCGAUCACAAGCCUGAUCGUCCGGACGAACUUCAACGGAUUCAAGCCGCCGGCGGCCGAGUUAUCUACUGGGAUGGUCCGCGGGUCCUCGGUGUCCUCGCCAUGUCAAGAGCUAUAGGUGAUAACUACUUGAAACCGUACGUGAGUUGCGAGCCGGAGGUGACAAUCACGGAGCGGACGCCGGAGGACGACUGCUUGAUACUAGCGAGUGACGGUUUGUGGGACGUGGUGUCUAACGAUACUGCAUGUGGGGUGGCACGGGUGUGCUUGAAGGGGAAGGGUGGUAAGAAGCAGGAGCCGUCGGUUUCACCAACAGGAAGCGAAGAGGAAGAGACGGCGGUGGGGUUUAGCGGAAGAAAGGGAGAGAUCUCGGACAAGGCGUGCACUGAAGCGUCCCUGUUGCUGACAAAGCUGGCGUUGGCACGGCACAGCACGGACAACGUUAGCGUGGUCGUGGUGGACCUUAGAAAAGCCACGUAGAAAUAGAAAAUCAUUUAUCUCCCUUUUUCAUUUUUUUUUUUUCAAUUUAGGGUUAGUGUAACGGCCUAAAAAAUUUAGGGUAAGUGUUAGUUUAUUUGAUUUGGCAAUGACAAAGUUGGGCUUUUCUUCUUUUUUUUUUUUUUUUCUCUCUCUCUCUCUCUCUCUCUCUCUCUCUCUCUGUGUUAUGUUCAUUUGGGAAACAGGGAAGAUGGUUAGGAAACACGGUCGGGAAGAUGAAAGUGGGACAGCUUUCCUUUUUCUAGUUUUCUUCCUCCGCUUCAAAAUGGUAAAUAUGGUUUUGCUAUUCAAAUUAACGAGGUCUAUGGUACAAUAGGAAUAAAUACCAUAGAUAUUA
Molecule: messenger RNA, 1695 nt
Organism: Rubroshorea leprosula
Lineage: Eukaryota; Viridiplantae; Streptophyta; Magnoliopsida; Malvales; Dipterocarpaceae
Source: the annotation of a GenBank genome assembly